GAGAGCUCUAAUUCUUUGGACUAUAUUGUUCUGCACCUGCUCUCUGAGGCUAGCACAAGCACAAGAUGUGGAUAUCCUGCAGCGUCUUGGGCUUUUUUGGCGAAGGUCAGGCAUGUCCACUCAGUCCAUUCCUACUGGCGUCAUCCCCUUCAAGUCCGGCGUCAUCCUCACUCCAAGAGCACGCGUCCAGGCGCCUCUGCGCUCUGUUGUCCCCGCCUCCUUCAACGCCACCAGCUUCUCCGUGACCCUCAGCCUGUCUGUUCAUCGCUUCAACAGCGCCUUUCUGUUCUCAGUCCUGUCCAAGAAGAGGAAAGUGCAGCUCGGACUGCAGUUCCUACCAGGAAGCGUACGUCUCCACGUUGGACAGAAAGCCUACGUGAGUUUGGACUACAACGUCUACGAUGGCCAGUGGCAUCAUUUUGCUUUGGAUAUUGGAGGCCGUCGAGUAUCCUUGCACACAUCUUGUGGUAAAAAGAGUCUGUAUGUGGAUUUGUCCUCUAAAAAGGAGGCGGUAUUGGAUCCAGAUGGUUCCUUCCUGCUGGGCAAAAUGAACCACAAUUCAGUGGCAUUUGAAGGUGCCAUUUGUCAGUUUGACAUUUAUCCCUCUGCUAAGGCAGCUCAGAACUAUUGUGAUUAUAUUAAGAAACACUGCAGAGAAGCCGACACCUAUCGGCCUGUGUUUUCUCCCAUGCUACCUCUUUUUUCAGACCCAAAUAUGACUUUUUCUCACAUAAAUCCACUACCAUUGACAGAGAGACCAAAAGGAGCACAGUUGACUGCUUUGACCAGGACUGCAGUUCUUCCAACUGAGCUCUCGAUGCUGAACAACACGUCUGGGUAUCCGACUGCAAGCUCUACGAAACCCGGUGCUGUUUCGGUUUCUCCCUCAGUUCAUCCAGAACUGGAAAGUCCGUUCAGAGUUUUAACUCGGACUGUUACUGCACCACUUUGGAUAAGCACAAGCACACCAAAUCCAAAAUUACAUUUGCACACCAGAAAGUACGCAAAGCAGAGGAACUCUUCAAAAUCUUCUGGGAAACAAAGAGCUUCACCUGUUUCCACCAAACCCUCUGAGACGAAAACAAACUUUUGGACCAAGGCUGCCCCCACACAGGGGUCUCCUUCAAACAGCCCCCAGCAAAAGGAGUUUGCCACAGUGGCUCUAAGGAAACCUGAGCCAGAAGUGACCAAUGUGCAGGACUUCGAACCAACCACCCCUGCUUCAACAGAUGGUUUGCAAACAUUUGACCUGGAGCCGACCCAGUUCUCACUCCUUGCCGGACCGACUUGUCUAAAGGGAGAACCAGGACCACCGGGCCCUCAAGGAUUUCCAGGCUUGCCAGGAAAACCAGGCAAAAGGGGCCCCAGGGGUUCUCCUGGUCCUCAUGGAAAUCCUGGUCAUCCUGGACCUCCUGGAAUGAAGGGACAAAAAGGAGAUCCUGGACUGUCCCCUGGUCAAGCCCUAAAAGGACAAAAAGGAGAACAUGGCGUAAUGGGCCUCCCAGGACUGCCUGGCCAAAAUGGACGAAAGGGACAAAAAGGCUAUCCUGGUCCUGCUGGUCUCCCAGGUGAACCCGGUGAACGGGGAGAUGAUGGAAGCCCGGGGGCCAAAGGCUAUCCUGGCAGGCAGGGCUUCCCUGGGCCUAUAGGAGGAACAGGACCGAAAGGAACUGGGGGUCACAUUGGCAUCCCUGGGCUUUUUGGCUUUCCUGGUCCUGACGGGGAGAGAGGUAUUCCUGGUGUACACGGGAAGAAGGGGAAGAUGGGUAGGCCGGGAUUUCCUGGUGACUUUGGAGAGAGAGGACCUCCUGGCCCUGAUGGGAACCCAGGUGAGCUGGGAGCUCCUGGCCCGUGUGGAGUCAAUGGACUUAUUGGAGACAUGGGUCCUGCUGGCAUAAUGGGGGUACCAGGACUUCCAGGACUCAAGGGAGUACCUGGAAAUCCAGGGGAAACAGGACUGAAAGGUGAUAAGGGUGAUGUUGGCUUACCAGGAGAACAAGGGGAGCGAGGAUUCAAAGGUGACAAGGGCACCCGUGGCUCACCAGGGUUGCGAGGUCUUCGUGGAAAACCUGGACCCCAGGGUAAACACGGUGAUAAAGGCCCCGAUGGUACACAUGGUCCUCCUGGCCCAGAAGGCUUCCCGGGUGACAUUGGCCCACCAGGACAAAACGGCCCUGAGGGACCGAAGGGACAUGAAGGGAUGAGAGGUUUACCAGGCCCGGCAGGAAAACCUGGCCCUCAGGGUGAUGAGGGACCAGUCGGGCCAGCAGGACCUGCCGGAGCUGAGGGCAGGCCUGGGAGGCAGGGAUUCCCUGGACCGACAGGCCCAGAUGGACCCAAGGGCGAGAUGGGAAUGACUGGCGAGGUCGGGAAGCUUGGCGAGAAGGGGCUGCCAGGUUUCAUCGGGCCUGUUGGAGAAUCGGGCAUCGCCGGAGAAAAGGGGGAUCGAGGUAAAACGGGUGUCCCUGGGCCUCCAGGUGAACCAGGUCCGAUGGGUCACACUGGAAUACCUGGAGAGGCAGGACCACCUGGACCACAGGGGAUCCCAGGGCCUCUUGGUUCGCGAGGAUCUGCUGGCAUUAGGGGACCCAAAGGCAGGAGGGGUCCAAGAGGUCCUGAUGGUCCCGUUGGAGAAAGAGGGUCUGCAGGGAUCAAGGGUUCUGAUGGUCCACCCGGAAAAUCCGGGCUCCCAGGGGAGAUGGGAAAGCUUGGUGAACCGGGUGAAGCUGGGUCAAAGGGGUUUCAAGGUGUUCAGGGCCCCUCGGGACCUCCAGGAACCAAAGGAAUUGCUGGAGAACCAGGACCAGCAGGACCAGCAGGAGGGACCGGGCCACUGGGGGCGAUGGGGCCGAUGGGACCCCCUGGUAAACUCGGAGAGCGAGGACCGCCUGGUGAACCUGGAGAGAAGGGUUCUGUUGGUCCACCUGGCACCAUUGGGGAGCAUGGUUUGAUUGGCCAAAGGGGUGAGGUGGGCAUGGACGGAGACGGUGGACCAAGUGGACCUAACGGAGUAAAGGGGGAGAAGGGAGAGCCUGGCCCAGAGGCUGACCCUGGAGACAGAGGUGAAAUUGGCCUGAAAGGAAAGGAAGGCCCACCGGGCCCACCUGGAUUUGUGGGGGUGAGGGGUCAGGAGGGCAAACCUGGCAAAAUUGGGGAAGGCGGAAAGCCGGGGGAAAAGGGGGGCAAAGGUCAGCAAGGCCAUUUAGGUGAGACUGGGCCAGUCGGUGAUCCGGGGGAGCUGGGGUUUGUUGGGCAGAAAGGAGCGAGGGGCACCAUCGGGCCGGUGGGCCACAUGGGACGACCAGGUUCAGCUGGACCUCCUGGAUCAAAGGGUGAAAAGGGAGAACAUGGAGAUGACAGUAAGGCAGAGGGCCUUCCAGGUCCCCAAGGUGACAGAGGUCCUCCUGGAGUCAGAGGAGAAAGAGGAGAGCCAGGUGACACGGGACACUUUGGUCAAACAGGCAUCAGUGGACUGAGGGGUGAAACUGGGGCUCCAGGUCUUCCUGGACAUCCUGGGACUAAAGGACAACCAGGACUGAAAGGACCCAAAGGCGAUCAAGGUUUGAAAGGAAAACCAGGACCAGCAGGUGCAUCUGGAACCAAAGGACCACCGGGUCCAGAGGGCCCUUCCGGUCCAUAUGGGGUCCUAGGCAGGGAAGGACUUGAGGGCCCACCUGGAAUGGAUGGCACACCUGGAACAGAUGGAAGUAAAGGAGUCAAAGGAGAUCAAGGAGAAGACGCAGAACUGGGUUUAACUGGAAAACCUGGGCAGCCGGGCGCGAAAGGUGUGACGGGACUGCCAGGAAGCCAAGGCUCCAUUGGUCAGAAGGGAGAGAGAGGCUUGCCGGGCCAGACUGGUCCGGCAGGAAAGAGAGGCUCUGUCGGCGUGAUGGGAAUGCCUGGAAAACCAGGAGACCCGGGACCUAAAGGGCAACAGGGGGAUGGUGGUGACCAGGGUUUCCCAGGGGCGAUGGGCUUGUAUGGACCGAAGGGCCCCCCAGGAGACACCGCCCCAGCAGGAAUACAGGGACCAAGAGGACCACGAGGACUGAUGGGUGUGAAAGGAGCUCUGGGCCCCGUCGGCAUCAUUGGGCCCAGCGGUCAUCCUGGACCCCAGGGUGACAAAGGAAGUCGGGGGGAGACGGGAUUGCAGGGACCAAGAGGGUCUCCUGGUCCUCAAGGGCCACCUGGACCACCAGGUCUCCCCAGUUCUGCUUUGUUACUGAAAAAUGAAGCUCUUGGUGCUGCUUUUGAAAUCCUCCUCGAUUCUCAUUCUCCUCUAAAACAAGAGAAUUUUCCAAGCCUGGACCUGCCCAUGUUAGACCAGGGCACAGAGGUCCUAAAGACCCUCCAGCAUCUCAGCACGCUUGUCCAAAGCCUGAGGAACCCACUGGGAACCCGAGACAAUCCUGCUCGAAUCUGCAGAGACCUGUACAACUGUGAGCAGCGGGUGCACGACGGUUCUUACUGGAUCGAUCCAAACCUCGGCUGCAGCGCUGACAGAAUCAAGGUCGUGUGUAACUUCACUGUUGGAGGACAGACUUGCCUUAAACCCAUCACAGUUUCCAAGUUGGAGAUGGGAGUGGGUCGCAUCCAGAUGAACUUCAUCCACCUGUUGAGCACGGAGGCCGUGCAGCACAUCAUCAUUCACUGCCUGAACGUGACCGUGUGGGCAGCAGGACCCUCGGAGAGACCUUCAUCCAAGGCUGUGAGCUUCAAGGCCUGGUCAGGGGAGAGGAUUCAGCCAGGAGACCUGCUGGAGCCUCUUGUGCCCAGGGACGACUGCUGGAUCAAAGAUGGACGCUGGCAUCAGACACACUUCGUCUUCCAAAGCCAGGACCCAAACUUGCUCCCUAUAGUGGACGUGCAGGACCUGCCGACCACAGAACCCGGUGCACGCUUUCACCUGGAGGUCAGACCUGUGUGCUUCCUGUGAGGACCCCGCCGCCGGGGCCCAAAGUGCUCCUCACAGGAGUGACAGCCUUGAAGUUUUGUUCUGGGGAGACUGACGCUUCAACCUGAUGAAAUAUGCUCGGACUGCAGAAACAGGAGAGGCACCAGAGAAAACGUCUGGCUCUUGUCAGCCGAUAGAAAACAAUAAUGAGCUCUUUUUUCAGACACUUUGGUGAUCUGAGACCUGACUGACUCCUGUGGAAGAAAGUUGAACAUAUUCUACUUUCAUCUCUGACCAUGUUGUAUCAGAUUUUUAUUCACGGUCUCAUACUUGGAUUUGAGGAAAAAAAUUGUACAUAUAAAACCGGAACAUCUGCAAAUUUAACACAUUUUCAAGUUUUGCAGCAUUAUUUAUACAUGAACUGUAUAUCGUGCUAUGAAGUGCAAUGGGUGUUAUUUUACAGCCUUAAAGAUUUCGACAGUAUUAAAGUCUCCGCACUCCUUCGGGUAUGGAGUGUGCCUCAAACGGGAAGACUCCAGGUAAUCGUGGUGCUGUUUGUGCAGAAAUGUUCACGCCGUCGUCGCAGAGUGAACGUGGAAGCCGAGAUUUCCAGAGUCUGUCGAGCUGCUACCUCGCUCCGCACCUCUAAUCUGACGGCAAACAAAAAAAAGCUGUGACCUGAUCUAAUCUGGGACGAAACGGAGGCGACGCCUGGUGCUGCGACGGCUGAUAAACUCCUUGUCAGCUCGCUUCAAACAUCUGUGCUUUAAAAACAAAGGGAAUAAUGUCAUAUUUACACAUGGACCUGAUCGUUACUUUUAUGUUCUGCAAGAUUCUGACACUAUAAGUUAAUUUUGUCUUGUCGAAGUGUAACUGUAUAAAUAUGCAAACGUUUUUUUUAUGAGCAGGUUUUAUUUAAAUAUUUGAGUUCUGUUCAGCUCGUCACCUCAAAAACCAAACAAAACAGGGUGUUUUCAGUCCAUCACUGCUCAUUUAGAGCUUUAAAUAUGAUUGGUCACACCAAUCUGUAAACUCAGAGGAUUUCAGAUUAUUAUCACGGUACAUAAGCUCACGGUGUUCAGUGUACAGAUGUUUUUGGAUGAAUGAUGUCAAACGACUCCACAGGUAAUUCAAUAAAAGUCUGAAACUUUG
Molecule: messenger RNA, 6046 nt
Organism: Austrofundulus limnaeus
Lineage: Eukaryota; Metazoa; Chordata; Actinopteri; Cyprinodontiformes; Rivulidae
Gene: col27a1b
Product: collagen, type XXVII, alpha 1b
Molecular function (GO): extracellular matrix structural constituent
Source: RefSeq, a predicted model, not a curated record